GGUUGCACACGCUCCCGAGAUCCGGCAUGCGAGGUGCGCGCGCUCCGGCCCGCUGACGCGCGCGCAGGGAUGGCAGCGCGUUGCGCAGCCGCAGCGCAUACACCUACAAACAUCUGUGAUACAUUAACUUAAUUUCGUACUAGCCGUAGUAAUUGUAGGAAACCAAUACGUCCGUGCUUAUAGACUUCUAGAGACAGUGUUUGUGUGAAGCCGCCCAUAUGAUCGUCCCCAUGGCAGCAUACGCACAAUUUGGCUACUCAUAUCCGCCCGCCUCGCAGUUGCUCGUGGGCAGCAGCGGGGCGGGCACCGGCGGCGCAGCGACGUCGCCGGACGGCGGGUCCAGCUCAGCGCCUCCGCUGUCGCCGGGCGGGUCAGCCGUGGCCGGGGGCGCGCUCUCGCCUGGCGCCGGCAGCCACGCCAGCACUCCUGCUGCGUCAUGCUGCGACACUCCCCGACCGAUCAUCACAGACCCGGUCUCUGGGCAAACGGUCUGCUCGUGCCAGUACGACGGAGCGAGACUCGCCCUCUCGUCGUACCCUCGCCUGUCCAGCGCGGCUGUCGGCGUCUACGGAGCACCUUACCCUUCAACAGAUCAAAACCCCUACCCCAGCAUUGGCGUCGAUAGUUCAGCGUUCUAUUCGCCAUUGAGUAACCCUUACGCGCUGAAGGAGGGGGGCGGCGAGAUGUCUGCUUGGACGUCGGCAGGACUGCAGCCCUCCGGCGGGUACUACCCCUACGACCCGACACUCGCGGCCUACGGAUAUGGAGCUGGGUACGAUUUAGCUGCCAGACGGAAAAAUGCCACGCGGGAAUCUACCGCAACGCUGAAGGCAUGGCUCAACGAGCAUAAGAAGAAUCCUUACCCAACGAAAGGGGAAAAGAUAAUGCUUGCAAUCAUCACCAAGAUGACGCUGACACAAGUGUCGACGUGGUUCGCAAACGCUCGCCGACGCCUCAAGAAGGAAAAUAAGAUGACCUGGGAGCCCAAGAAUAAGACAGACGAUGACGACGACACGAUGCUCUCAGACGAGGAUAAAGACAAAGACGAGCAAGAAGAAAAAAUUAAGACUCAUAAAGAUGAGGAGCGAAAAGGCGACGAAUUACUUCAGGGCAUGCACCACCAAUUGCUGGGUUAUGGAAUAAAGGAAGAAUCCAAACGCGGAACAUCCGAAUGUGGUGUGCCAAUCCCAGCGUCCAAGCCAAAAAUAUGGUCGCUAGCCGAUACCGCAGCAUGUAAGACUCCACCGCCCGCAGCUCAAACUUGGCCUCAGCAUUCAUACGGACCCGGACCAGACAGACCGGUUGCGGUGGAUGGCAGCUCAAAUGGCUUUGCAUUGCCAGCUACGGCAGCAGCGAGUCCCGCCAGUGGUUCCUACGGUCGCUAUGGAGGGUUCCCGGGUGGGCAAUACAGUGGGCAACAUCCAUGUGUACAUCCUGCAGCGUUCCCUGAUGUACAAACCGAUACGCCUCCACAAACGCCUCCUAAUAUGAAAGUGCCGAGCGUAGCUAAUCCGCUUGGCAGUGGAGGAGGUUCCGGCUAUUGUUUUCCCCGACAUCAGCAGUCACCGCAGCGUGACCCUUACCACAACCCCCACCACGCCGCCAACAGUCAUCAACCAAACCAGCCACACCAUAACGAAGGAUCUGCUGCCUUCAAACCCUUCUAUAAAAGCCCGCUACAACACCCCAACGGUUUCGUGUCGGCCGUCUGAAAGCGGACCGCGCACCACGAGCGGUAAAGUACGUGAAACCUGGGUCGCUGAUAUGCCCUUUGAUUACUAGGAACUUUCAAAUUUGUACAGUGGCACAGUGUUUCUGUUCUCCAGUUUACUAUUAUAUACAUAAAAAUAUGUACUUACAACGCAAACAAAUCUUAGGGAAUAGGACUUUGGCUGAUUAUACGAUAACUCGUCCUUAGAGUCUUUGUAAAGUUAUUAUUUGGUUCUAACGGUACAUUUAUUUGUGCGUUGUAAAAUGACUACCUGAAUUCCUAAAUUAGUGCACAGAUUAUUGUAAUGUAUACAGAAAUUUCUUUAUAAUAAGUACUUAAAUUUUGUUCGGUUUGGCGUUUGUCCUACGUACUUAGCACUUAAAAAAUCAACGUAAUAUGAAAUCAACAUUGCUCAGUAUUUUUUAUAGAAUAAGAAUAUUAUGAGAAUAAUAUCCAAAAUUAUUUAUGAAUAGAUACAAAAUGCGCAAUUAUUUGUAAAAAUAAAUCAACCAUGAUUGGUUUAGCAAAUUUUUAUAAAGAUGUGUUGGAAUCUUGAACUUGGAGGUUAUCAAAUAAGGAAAAAUGUCUAAAUUUAAAUUAUGUUCUUCCAUGGUAUUUUAUAUUUAAGGUUUUGUCACUGCAAUGAGUUUGCAAUACGUUCAGGUGCCAGAUUGUGUUGCUUUGAAAAGCAUAGCGAGCAAGUAGAGACGCAAGCAAAAUUUUGCACUCUUACGUAUACACUAUUGUUAAAUACCUAAUUUUUUGUUAAACAAAUAAAGGAGUAAUCGAUAAGCCAUUAAAUAGAAAACGUCGAUUCGGUUAUUGUUGUUGACAUUGUAUAUAAAAUGUUUUGUAGAUUUUUUUUAAUUUUAGUUUGUCAAGAAGUGUACAAAGUAUUUUGUAUGGUUUUGCCACAUUCGUUGUUGUUGACGGACACUUCAACUUGAACUUUAUAAAUAUUGUUUAAAUGUAUUAUUAGAAUACAUGUACAUAAAUAUAUUCUGAAUAAUAUUUUAUUAAAAUGAAAAUGUUCAGUCACUUUCGAACGUGGAGUUCCGUACAUACUAAAUAAUACCUAUACAAUUUUAUUUGUUUGAUGUUUUGAAUCUUAGUCAUGUGGGUAAUAUUAAGGACAAUUUAAAAUGAAGAUAAUGCAAGCAGGUUAUUACGGACCGAUGAGUAACCAUAAUAAAAAUUCUUUUAAAAUUAAGAUAAAUCAGUGGCAAAUUUCGCUAUGAGAAAAACAACGUAGUUAAUUGUAAAUUUGACAUCAACGAAACGCCAGAAAUAAAAAGAUGUAAUUAACUGAUGAUACAAAAUCCUUAUGCAGAUUCACGACUGACUUCAGUAAACUGAGUGUAAACAGAAUGGAGCUGUGAAUAUCUAAGUAAAAAAUUUCAAAUUUCGUUGAAAUUUUUUAAAGAAUGAUGGUAGGUAUGUCGAUGGUUAGAUUUUAUAAGUUUUAAGUAUUUAUUUAUACACUAAGCAGUCUUCAUAGUAAUAACACUACUUACUUAAUUUCCCACGGUAAGAAACAGGUUUUUUUAGAUAAUUAUAGCUGAUGUAAAAGAAUAGGUCACAGUUUGAAAUGAUUUAAUACCGUAAUUUGGAGGCUUGUAUUAAGUAAGAGGAAGAAACGAAUCGCAGAGUAAUAAACAAAAA
This is a messenger RNA of Hyposmocoma kahamanoa, 3373 nucleotides long. Its product is annotated as homeobox protein araucan-like. The transcript has 7 exons. Gene Ontology annotation, biological process: neuron differentiation; cell development; regulation of transcription by RNA polymerase II. The coding region runs from base 219 to 1712 and encodes 497 amino acids. Gene Ontology annotation, molecular function: RNA polymerase II cis-regulatory region sequence-specific DNA binding; DNA-binding transcription factor activity, RNA polymerase II-specific. Lineage: Eukaryota; Metazoa; Arthropoda; Insecta; Lepidoptera; Cosmopterigidae. Gene Ontology annotation, cellular component: nucleus. The record is from RefSeq and is a predicted model, not a curated record.